This is a messenger RNA of Hemibagrus wyckioides, 6682 nucleotides long. It is a transcript of the gene rabl6b, whose product is annotated as RAB, member RAS oncogene family-like 6b. The transcript is spliced from 17 exons. Bases 671 to 2950 code for a protein of 759 amino acids. Lineage: Eukaryota; Metazoa; Chordata; Actinopteri; Siluriformes; Bagridae. Gene Ontology annotation, molecular function: GTP binding. The record is from RefSeq and is a predicted model, not a curated record. Gene Ontology annotation, cellular component: nucleus; cytosol.
CUCCUUUGCUCUGAUUGGCUAAUUCAAUCUUGCCAUUAUGAUCUAGCCGGUAAUUAUUUAUUUAUUUUACUUUAUUAAUGUUAUUCUAUUCCAGAGUUCUGUAUUUUAGGUCUUAAAUUAUGAUUUUAAAAAUAUUCAAUAUUUUAUUUGCAGCCUCUAUGCAAUAUCUCCUAUCUAGCGCGUUUCCAAGCGUUCGAUGGUUGCUAAAUUGGCGUUCGUACGGUCCAAUCGGAGCACAGCUUUAAGUCGCGAGUGUCAGCACUAGCCAAUGAUCGCUCAGGAGGCGGGAUUUUCUUUCCAGUGCGCGUUCAUGCUUCACACACUUAGACCCCGCCCCCUGUUCGACUACAGGCAUUUGUAUGCUGAUGUGUCCGUAUUGGAAUAUGGAUGUGUCUCGCCAUCAGUCUCUAAGAAAAACACAAACACGAUGCGGCUACUAUGAACGCGAAAUGUCCUCUUACAGUUUUCUCAUCUGAGGUCAAUGGAGGCACCGCAGGACACUCGUCUAUAAGGAUCAAGCCUCGGUUUAUUCAGUGAUGUUUCUCUGAGUUAUAAAGCUGAUCUUCCUGAUUAUGGAAAAUAAAGAGUGAAAGUCGAAAACCUGCCAGUUCAAACCGCGAUCGACACCAGUGAAGUGAAGUAGAAUCCGAAGCCACGUCACGCCGUCGAGAUGUUCUCCGCUCUGAAGAAGCUGGUCGGGUCGGAGACCCCUGUCCCGCAGCGGGAGAAGAACAUUCCUGCUGGACUGCAGUCCAUGAACCAGAGUCUGCAGAGACGAUUCGCCAAAGGCGUUCAGUACAACAUGAAGAUCGUGAUCCGUGGGGACAGGAACACGGGGAAGAGCACACUGUGGCAGCGUCUGCAGGGAGGGAAGUUCCAGGAGGAGUACAUCCCUACGCAGGAGAUCCAGGUCACCAGCAUCCACUGGAACUACAAGACUACCGACGACGUGGUGAAAGUGGAGGUGUGGGACGUCGUGGAUAAAGGCCAAAAAAUCCCUCUUCCUGAAGGUGUAGGCAGGGGGAAGAAGAGAGCAGACACCCUGAAGCUAGAGAAUGAUCCUCAGGAGGCUGAGAACGAGAUGGCCCUGGACGCUGAGUUUUUGGACGUCUAUAAGAACUGUAACGGCGUCAUCAUGAUGUUCGACAUCACAAAGCAAUGGACUUAUAACUACAUUUUGCGGGAGCUGCCCAGAGUGCCGACCCACGUGCCGGUGUGUGUGCUGGGUAAUCAUCGGGACAUGGGCGAGCACAGGGUCAUCCUUCCUGAUGACAUCCGAGACUUCAUCAACAGCCUCAACAGGCCGCUGGGUUCUUCCUACAUCCACUACGCCGAGUCUUCCAUGAAAAACGGCUUCGGUCUCAAAUACCUGCACCGAUUUUUCAACAUUCCGUUCUUACAGCUUCAGAGAGAAACGCUGUUACGGCAGCUGGAGACCAACCAACUGGACAUCGACGCCACACUGGAGGAGCUGACGGUCCAGCAGGAGACCGAGGAUCAAAACUACGAAAUAUUCCUAGAGAUGAUGGAAGCACGUGCUAAAGGCUACAGAUCUCCCGGUGAUGCUAACGGUCAGAGCCCCUCGUCAGGCUCGCAGUCCCCCGUGGUCCCAGCAGGUGCCAGUUCCACGGGCAGCUCCAGCCCCGGGACUCCACAGCAACCCCCCGUCAUCGGGCAGAACCCGCAGUUACCCUCCACCUCACCGCCUGUGUCUGUGGAUGCUCAGAUUCCCGUUGCUCUGCCUCCAGCCUCUGCUCCGGCCCCGUCUCCCGCUCAGCAGCCGCAGAAACGCAGCUUCAUCUCCAGGCUGUUUGGCUCCACCGCCGCCCCUGAGACACCCACGUCUGUCCUCGAGACGGAGCCCUCAGCGCCCCGAGCCCCGGCCACGGUGCAGAGUGUGGACGACUUCGUGCCAGACGAAGGACUGGAUAAGAGUUUCUUAGAAGACAGCGUCCCCUCCGGCACCAAACCAGGCAUGAACACCCAGCCCCAGACGACCGCGGGGGACAGCGACAGUGAUGGAGAAGGGAGAGGAGGGAACCCCAUGGUGGCAGGGUUUCAGGACGACCUGGACCCUGACGAUGCUGCGCCCAUUCAGCAGCCCAGAUCCUCAGUCCCGAGUAAAGAUCUCAACAUCACCUUAUCCAGUGACGAGGAGGAGAUUGCAUCCAAGCCCGUCGUGGCUAAAGAUGAAGAUCUGGAUAUCCAGCUGGACAGCCAUCUGGACGAUUUCAGCUCUCUGGCGCUGGAGGAAAAACCCAAACUCGCGAAGCCCGUGCCUUCAGUCCAGCCUCCGAUGAUCACAGAGCCUUCGAUCCUCACGCCGACUCCUGUGCAUAUGACACACACUCCACACACACACUCGCCUCCCAAACGGGGGAAAGUGAAAGCGCCUGCUCCUCAGGGCGACACCUCCGAUACAGACCCUGAAGCUCCUGUGGCUCAGCAGAUGCUCUCCUUCGUCAUGGACGACCCUGAUUUCGAGAGCGAGGAGGAGCAUGUGCAGAAAGACAAAAAGGACGGCCACCGUAUCAGGUCUGACCUUCCCGACCUCUCGGACGAAGAACUCGUCCCUGCCGAGCCGCUCAAGUCCUCGGGCCGCUCCUUCAAACACAAGAACGACAGCGAUCUUUUCGGCCUGGGCUUCGAGGAGAAAAGCAUCAAGAGCAAAGAGAGCAGCGACGAACAAGACGAAAAGGAAAGCAAGCACUCGACGAAAGAAAAGAAGAAAAAGAAGAAGAAGAGUAAAGAGGACGAAGAGAAAAGCAGCAAGAAGAAGAAACACAAGAAGAAGGAGCGCGAGGAGCCAGAAGGAGCCGGAGAUGAGAAAGAGAAGAAAAAGAAAAAGUCCCGGAGCAAGAAAGCGGGCGAUCUGGACGAUCUGGAGGCCUUCCUGGCCGGAGGAGAAGCGUCGGAAAAGAGAGAGGAAGGAGACUACGAGGAGCUCUAGACGAUGAAACGCUGCGUUUUUGUUUUUUGUUUUAUUUUUUUUAAACCUGCACUACUGGUCUCGACACUUCAUCGGCAUUUCAGCAGCGCAGUUCUGACCGUGUGUGGUGUGUGUGGGUGUGUGUGAGAGUGAUGUUCAAAGCCACUCUCGGGCUCUCGCGUAUCAUUUCCACUAUGGAGGAGGGAAGGGAAAGUAGACUCCCGUAACCCCGGCUGCAAUAAGUGGAGAAGCCAUUGAGAUCUCCUGCAUCCUGCAUGCAACUUUUCUCCAGGGUGAAGUGAAGAUUCGACUGGCUACUUGCUUUUCUACUGUAUCUGCCUUUUCUUUUUUUCAUAUCCACUCCAGAAGCGAAACCACUCCCCAUUGAUUUAGUAGCUGUUUUUUUUUUUUUGUAGGCAUGUGCUGAUAAUACCAGAGGUUUGUGGUAUAUUUCACAAUAUUGUUGACUGCAUUCCUACACUUCUGCAGUUCAUGAAACUUUUAACGUCUGUUACACAAUACAGUCUAAAAACGAUGAAAAACGCGUAAACUUUUGGGUAUUCAAACUUGCGUAUGUGGAAAUUCCGAGCGAAUCACGUUGUUUUAGUUGCAAAGUGACUUGUACAGGACUCGCAGUAAUAAUUCCUCCCGAACUCGAUGCAAUGCCGAGACACUAGCAUGCGUCCCUGACACUUAAUGCUUAAGAAAUUUCCAGAAAUAGAUACAUGCUUUAGGCUUCCUUAAUGUUAUUUGCUGCAGUAGCUAACAAUCACAUCUUCAGCCAUAAUGACAUAGACACCAGAUGCAAACAACAAGGAAGGAAGGAUCUAGGAAGAUAAUCAGUAGCAAUGAUUCAACACUAAAAGUAAAGGCCGAGUCCUGGGGUACACCUGUUUUUUAUUUUCUUCACACUGAUUACUACGCUUAAAUUUUCUGUUUCUGAUAUUCGAAAUGUUGCACUGUAGCACGUAAUACAAUAUCAGUUUAUUCUGCGGUAAAGCUUAGGAUAAAUUUCCAACCUCCGAUUAGGAAAUUUUUUUUACAAAAACACCUUUUCCAGCAAGUAACGUCAAAUCAAAAAAUUAAUUAGCGCUUCUUAGCUUUAAACGAGUGCUACGUUUAGAUCGGUUAACAUGCAGACAGCAUCGAUUGGUAAAUCGACAGCACCGUCUCUACAGUUUCUUGUUUUGAGAUGUCGCUCACACUAGCACUGUAAUGUUAACCGGCAAGAUCGUCGCUAACAAAAGACAAACAAAUGAAAUCCCUUCACUUUGUAGCCUAAAUAAAUGAUUAUAUUGUUAUGUUAAGUGCGUCAUUAUGUGCUUGAAUAUUCAGAAUGCAAAGAGUUUUCCAGUAAGUUUAUGUAAUAUUUUUAUAUUUUUUGUUUUCUAUGAAUAAAUCCUGACUAGCGACCGUGACAUUGUGAAAAUAUCAGGAACUACAGCGUAGUAUCGCACAUGCCUACUCAGUCAUAAACGCAUGACUCUUUCCUCAUCGGUGUUUGGGGCAUGGCUUAGCGUUCUUUUCUUAUGUUUAGUUUCGGUGUAUAAUGUAGGUGAUGUGUGCUGUGUACUGUAUUUGUGCCUGUGUAUAUCUCUUAUUUUUCUCCAUUUUUCCAAAAAGACUUUCUUGUAGAUUUCAUUUGGAAUGAUAUGAACUUGCGAUUAUUAUUUUUUUUCUUUAAAUGCGAUUCUCUGCUACUGGUUCACGUAUAUUGGAAAAAAGUUUUAUCGGAAUCGUUCAGCCAAAACGUCUUUACUUGGGAUCGUCGCUAGUCGAUCAGCCGGGAGAAAAUGAGCUUCUUUAGAUUUGCGAUGUCGCGGCUAACGGAGAAAAUCACACACAAUGUUACUCGUAUCACAGCUGAUGUACAACUCCGCGUAAGCACGCCCCCUAAAAGGUCAGUAUACGACAGCUAGCUACGAAUUUCUUUUUAUUUUAUUUUAAAAUAGACAUCACCUCAAGCACUUGUCUGGCGCUGUAGCUAGACGUGGCUUCACUUAUCUGUUAGCGACUUCGCAAAGCUAAAGAAACCAACAGAACAGACUAGACGUUUCUUCGGACGUUUUUGGCUGAACUUGUUCGGAAUUCACUCAGCUCUCAGGUUGGUCGCCAUUUUGAAAUGUCUGUGGAGGUUUUCAGGCAUCCGGGUCGUGUUCAAAUCAAUGCAACUGCACUUCCUGUAUAUAAAUAUAUUUUUCGUCAUUAAUAAACGAGUCUAACGGGAAUUCUUCAUACUACCAAACACCAUAACAAGCAAGUCCCGCAAAGAUACGAGAAUUUGAAAUAGUUCCAUCCUCCGAUGAGAUUUCAGACGUCUCAGUCGUACUCGAUUAGCCGAGAUGCGUUAGGUUUAGUUUUGCUAACGCAUUUAUUUCCCAAUUCACAUGGUCGCUCUGAUGUUCACACUUUUUUCGUCCGCAUCCAUUUCAUUGCCAAUUCCACUGCAGGCUUUAUUAUUCCGGCCGUCCGAGACGGCCGCCUCGAUAACAUUUCAUUAUUCAGCGUUUAGCUACGCAGUGAAGUGUUUAAAAGGUUAAAAUAAUGCUGAAUUGUUGUUACAGUUUUGGAAGUUUUUGUGUUAAGGUGCGCCGCUAGACAUCCUGAGCUACUUCCUGGAGUUUGUUUACACAGAACGCGAGCAGUGUUUUGAGAUUUAAUCCCAAAUGCUUUCAUUCAUGACGAUCCAAGGAGUAAACUCUGUGUUCAAUUGAUUUGCUUAAUAAUCACAGGUUGAUGUGAAGGUUUAUACGCAAUUGUAAGGUUUUUCAUUUAUUUAUAUAUAGGUUUAUAGGUUUUUGUUUGUUUAUAUCCGAUUAUAAGCCACGUCCACUAGAUGGCAUCAGGUUUCCAAAACAAACUCAAAUUCCACCAUUUAAACAUCGUUCCUCGUUCCAUCUCCCUCGCCGUCGCCUUGACUCUCGUCAUGAACCCUAAAUCUGAACAUCUAACACUCUCUCGACUUUGCAUUCAUUUACUAAUCUGGAAGCACACUAAAGGUUUAAUUAAAGCAGAAAACAAUACCACAACGAACGCAUGUCGGCUGAUCCGCUAGAUCCGAGUCGAGUAAAAGGAGAGGUUUAUUAUUAUUAUUCCUUUAAACCUCGAACCCCCCCCCCCGCAGCUGCUUUAGAGAAGGUCUGGAAAAGACGUCCAUGCAAUAAGUCCCGAGAAUCGGUCACUGCAGUUUCAAAGACAUUUCCAUUUCAGAUGUGAUGAUUUUCUCUUUCUCUGAUUUUCAGAUACACUGCUGAGGACCAGUGGAAACUUUUAUUAUUAUUAUUAUUAUUAUUAUUAUUAUUAUUAUUAUUAUUAUUGCUUUCUUCCCUUAAUGCUUGAGACCAAACCUUAUUAAGUGCAAUGAACGUUUCCUUGUUUUUGUUUUUUUUUUUCUUCUCCUCCCCCCUCUCUCUCCUUCUAUUUUCUAUCUUCUUUGUCGUUUUUGUGUUGAUUUGUUUUGAGCGCUGUGUACAACACUUCAAGAGACUCGAGAGAGAAAACUGUGCUACUCCAUGUUCAUACGGCUGUAAUUCACCGGGUUUGAGUGUCCGUCUCGGCGUGGAGCUCGGACUCUUAAGAUAAUGGAUUAAAAAUUACCGCGCACACACACAUACAUACACACACAUACAUGGCUUUGGCUUUUGUAAGAAACAAACUGCACUUUUGAACAGACCCCACUCUCACGACUGGCUUCCUGUCUGACUUCAUACGGCGUUAAACUGUGUGCGAAAAUGAAACACAAAUAUAGCACGG